AUGGAUGGCGAUGAAAAUUUCACAGUUUAUCUCAGCGCAAUACAUCGUGGAGAAAAUAAAAUACGUACGCAUUACAUUCGCCUACGCUGGCACACAACAUAUUGGGGCAGUUGGUUAUACGGCACAUCGUACCACUAUGAAACACGAAUGAAAGCUUUUAUAAAGCAAUUUUAUCUAUAUGUAAAAAUGUUAAAACAAUCCACAUCAUGUUGCCGAUUUAUUGAUGUAAAAAAAGAUAUUUAUAAACAUUUUGCAUCAAAGGGAUACCUGCUCGACAAAUCUAUCUUUAAAAUAGCGAUUCACAUCCUAUGCUAUCAAAAAACAUUCCUAGAUCCAAAAAUAGAAGACUACCAAUUGGGAUAUUUAUGCUGCUUUUAGUAAGUUGUUGUUUUCCCACAAGGUGAUAAAGGUGAUAAAGGUGAUAACAGUUCUUUAGGACUGCAAUCGUCAUUUGGGAUCACAAAUUUACUUUUUCACAGAUCUGUAAUGGCUAUAUUUAUUUUUGUAUUCGCUUUUACACAUCUGAGAAAACACCCUUCUUCAGGGUUGUAAUAAGCAAAUUUGAUUUAUUACAACCAAUUUGCUUUUUACAGCUCUAAAAACCGGUGAUAAAGAAAUAUGAAAAUUGGCUUUGAUAUCCUUGUGGGUUUCUACACACGGAUAUUAAAGUCAACUUUUUUGUUUCCUAAUCAACAGCUGUACAUUCCAUACCCAUAUUUGGUGAUUACCCUCACAACUUGUAAAAUAUUGCAGAUAUCCCCACAAUUACGUUUGCUGAUGCAACAUGUCAUCCUAAACCGGCUGGAAUGUUUGAUCCAAUUUUGGCAUGGUUGAACGGGCAGUUGGUAAAAAUUAUUCCUGUCUAUGGUGACGAAAAACCCCGGGAAUAUUAUGGUUUCUGCGAUAUCUGUGGCCCCCAACCAUAUGGUAUAGAAAAAUGUGAUGAUAAACUACACCGCGUAAAAAGCAUACAAAACGACAUCGCCACCCUGCGCAAAAAAACUGAAAUACUGCAAAAAGAUUGUGAAGAAGGAAUAACCCGAGAAGGCAUCGAUAAACAAAUCCAAACAUUAAAAGAUAUUCUAAAAAUUACUGUUGACGCAAAAAAAUUGUAA
Paramuricea clavata is the source of this 1115-nucleotide messenger RNA. The record is from the annotation of a GenBank genome assembly. Lineage: Eukaryota; Metazoa; Cnidaria; Anthozoa; Malacalcyonacea; Plexauridae.